Molecule: messenger RNA, 780 nt
Organism: Phytophthora nicotianae INRA-310
Lineage: Eukaryota; Oomycota; Peronosporomycetes; Peronosporales; Peronosporaceae
Exons: 3
Coding region: 1-780 (259 amino acids)
Source: RefSeq, a predicted model, not a curated record
AUGUCCUACAUGUUCUUCGAACGCGCUCAACGAAAAGCGUGGCAGCAAAUUGACACUGCCAAGAAAUCUUCAUCGGAGAUCAUACCACCGGACUGGGGGACCUACGCCAAGACGAUCAUUUGUACCCAUGGAGGCAAGCACGGGUACCGCGGCAAAGGGAAGAGACCUCGACCAGAAGCACGGCCUAUGGGAUGCAUGACACAGAUUAACGUGUGUGUGCAAUUGGUAAGUGAGUCGCCUUCCAAGUUUGCGGUGUGUGUGACGAAGACUGCCCUCACGCACAACCACAAGUUGGGUCUACGAUCCUACAAACACUACCCGGCUAAUCGCAUGUCAGUGAAUGGCGAAGUGCCGGAAACAGUUGACUCGCUGCGGAAAGCUGGUGCCAAGAUGAAGAGUAUUCUGAAGUUCAUUGUUGAGAACUCAGACAGCAACCCCACUCCACAAGACGUGCAAAACCUGAUUCGCAACCUGAAAAAGCGUGAGCAAGGCGGGAUGACGCACUCAUAUCGUAUAAAAAAGUGGAUGUUGGCCUUUUGCGCGGUUCCUGGCAACUUGGGUCGUGUAUUUGUGGACUCGUCCAACGAAAAGAGAAUCGCAACUUGCAUUACGCUCCAAACGAAGCACAUGGUGGCUAUAUUCAACAGAUUCCCAGAGGUGUUGAUGGUUGAUGCCACGCACGGCACAAAUUACUCCAAGUAUACGAUUUCUUCGUUUAUGGCGCACGACGUUUUCGGGACAAUACGUUCAACACGCUGUCAUUCAGAACGAGCGCGGUGA